Anopheles cruzii is the source of this 3463-nucleotide messenger RNA. RefSeq lists its product as uncharacterized. Gene Ontology annotation, molecular function: RNA binding; RNA helicase activity; ATP binding. The transcript has 5 exons. The record is from RefSeq and is a predicted model, not a curated record. Lineage: Eukaryota; Metazoa; Arthropoda; Insecta; Diptera; Culicidae. Gene Ontology annotation, cellular component: nucleus; cytoplasm; ribonucleoprotein complex. Bases 112 to 2148 code for a protein of 678 amino acids.
CAAUUUUGCUAGUUAUAUCAGAAAAUAAAGGCAGUUUUGGUCUGAACGCGCGGUGCCUCGUCGCUUUUCGGUUGGAGAACAGCUACGGAGAGUAUUUUUACACGUUACACGAUGAGCCGCAAUGGAAGGCGACGUAGCCGAAGCCGCAGCCCACUGCGCGGCCGUGGUGGAGGUCCACCGGCCAGUCGGUACGAGAUCGGUAAGGUACAGUCGCUCCGCCCAGUGCAGUGGUCGCAGCUGAAGCUGGAAACCGUUGUACGGGAAACGUACCGCUCUAAAGCCACCUAUCGGCGGUCGGAGCGCGAAGUUUCCGAGUGGCGCCGAUCGAAGGAGAUAACGACCAAGGGUCGUGAGCUGCCGGACCCGAUAUUCACCUUCGAGGAGAGUGGCUUUCCGGCGGAAAUAAUCGACGAGCUCCGGUACGCCGGUUUUACGACGCCGACACCGAUCCAGGCACAAGGCUGGCCCAUUGCCCUUUCCGGCCGCGAUAUGGUGGGCAUCGCGAAGACGGGCUCGGGCAAGACGCUGUCGUACCUGAUACCGGCCCUAAUCCACAUCGACCAGCAGCCGCGUUUGCGGCGCGGAGACGGACCGAUCGCCCUCAUCCUGUCGCCAACGCGCGAACUCGCCCAGCAGAUCAAACAGGUGGCCGACGAUUUUGGGCGGGCACUAAAGUACAAGAACACGUGUCUGUUUGGCGGUGGCAAAAAGCGUAAGCAGCAGGACGACCUCGAGUAUGGCGUGGAGAUUGUCAUCGCGACGCCGGGCCGGUUGAUUGAUUUCCUGUCCACUAACCAGACGAACCUGCGGCGCUGCUCGUACCUCGUGCUGGACGAAGCGGACCGCAUGUUGGACAUGGGUUUCGAGCCGCAGAUACGCACAAUCAUUGAACAGAUCAGACCCGACCGCCAGACGCUGAUGUGGUCGGCCACGUGGCCGGAUGUGGUGGCACGGUUGGUGAAGGACUAUUUGAAGGACUAUGCACAGAUCAACGUGGGCUCGCUGAAGCUGGCGGCCAACCACAACAUUCUGCAGAUUAUCGACGUGUGCCAGGAGUCGGAGAAAGAGGCCAAGCUUAGCAUCCUGCUGCGCGAGAUAAUGGCCGAGAAGGAAUGCAAAACCAUUAUCUUUAUCGAGACGAAGAAACGGGUCGACGACAUUACGCGCAAGGUGAAGCGCGACGGAUGGCCAGCCCGCUGUAUUCACGGGGACAAAUCGCAAAACGAGCGCGAUUCAACGCUGAAGUCAUUCCGUACCGGGAGGACACCAAUCUUGAUUGCAACCGAUGUAGCGGCCCGGGGACUUGACGUGGACGAUGUAAAGUUCGUGAUCAACUUUGACUUUCCAACCACGUCAGAGGACUACAUUCAUCGUAUCGGCCGCACGGGACGGUGCGACAACACGGGCACGGCGUACACUUUCUUCACCCCAAACAACGCGGCCAAGGCGCGCGAUCUGAUCGAUGUGCUGAAAGAAGCGAAGCAAGUUAUCAACCCGAAGCUGGUCGAGCUGGCGAACAUGAAGCUCAAAACCAGAGGUAAUCGCCAUAUGAUUUCGCGGUAUCCACGCGAACGACGUUCCUCUCGUUCGCGAUCCAACAGCCGAUCACGAUCGCCAGUCGGGCGCCGGUCACGUUCCCCCGUCGCUCGUGGCCGUCUGCCGGAAAGAAGACGAUCACCCGCGUCUCGUUCUCGCUCGCGAUCGAUUCGCCGCCAGUCGGUGGGCCGCCGGGACAGGGGCAGGGGAACGAGUGUGGGACGGCGCAGUGUAUCGAGAGAUAACCGGCGCAGUCCGCGUAGCCCGCGCCGCAGCCGUAGUCCUAGCAGGCGCCGCUUACUGCCAGUGACACGGAAACCGUCGCGCUCCCCACCAAAUCGGAGUCCCGUUGGGCGACGCAAUGGUCGCGAGCAACGCAAUGGCGGGCGAUCACCGAGCCGGGACCGGAAUCGAUCGGACCGUGGUGAUCGUGAGAAGGAACGCGACAGGGAACGGGACAGGGAGCGGGAUCGGGAGCGGGAUCGCGACCGCCGUCGGCACAGCCGAAGCCGCAGCCGGAGCCGCAGCGGCGGCGGCGGCGGCGGCGGCGGCCGUCGCUACGGUUCCGGUAGCAAUGGAAACGGAAGGAAAUCUUCGUACGAUCGCUACUAGAGCGUGGCGUGGCCACAGUGCGAAAUAUACAACGACGAAGCACGAGUGAGAUGCGUGAGUGGCCUGACUUCUGCUUCACAGGACCCUAUCGACAGCAAAAACAGCGCGUCAUGAAUGUCAAGGUACAAACUUAAAGGGGAAUGUGCGGAACGAGAAGAACUUACCUUUUUAUACAAAAAAAGAGAAAACUUUAGGGUAUGAACCAAAGGGUUAUUUCGCAGUUCCGGCCCAUUUCCUGGAAUUAUCGGCCAAAUCAAAUCGUCGCCCAAUCAUCUUUGAGGUAUUAGCAGCAAAUUGAACAAUCGAAUCAAUUCCUACCACCUUACACUUCACCUGUGGACAUUAGUGCAACGGUCGGUGGCCAGUGCAAUUUUAUCGCUUCGGCACUCGCAAAACAAAACUGGCCACAGCCACAGUUCCCCGAGAGCUUAGAAGAAAUAGAGAGAGGGAGAGGGAAAGCGAGAAAGAGCAUAUGAAGUUAGUAGCAUAGACGUUACAAUUGACUAAUGGUUCUUUUAGUGAGUCGCAAACUAAAGGAUGACUCACGCCACGUAGUUUUAUAUGCAUUAUCCUAUUUAAUCGAAGAUGAGAAAAGAGAUGUUUUUGCUAACCCAAGCUAGAGAUGAAGUUCGAUCACGGAUGCAUGCAUUUUUCAUUAUUAAGCCUUAUUUUGUGGGUUUCUCCUAAGAGCCCCUCCGGAGUAAGAACUCUCAAAUCUCAGCGCGGCAACCGAAGCAACCCGAAGUGAAUGUGGCAACACGGGCAUACUGUGAUUUAGUCAACAGCUUUGAUUAAAUCAUAUUCAAGAGAAAGACGGAGAGAGAUAGAGAGACAGAUAGAAUCAGAGAGAGAGAGAGAGAGAGAGAGGGAAAAGAGAGAGCACUAUAGAGAGAGAGAGAGGCGAGACAGUCAACAGGACGCUGAUAAUAAGUUGACUGGUUGUUGCCGUUGCUUUGGCGUCCUGCUGCCCUCACAGUUACUUUUGUACGUGCCCCGUUUUACUAUCUCAGAACCCUUGAACGGCACUGGGGUUUCAGCAACUACAAGCAACACCGUUUUUGUAUGUUUAGAAGUAGUGCAGUAAAUAACCAGCAUUAAAAGUUAUGUUUUUUUAAUUCGACACCCUAGCACAUAGGUUGGAAACAAGCGAAAUAGGAAUUAAGGGGUCCGAAAACACGAGAGGGAACCGAAUCCGCCAUGAUGCUGUUUCGGAAGGAAACGGAAGCAAACUGCGUAUGCUGGGAAGGAGAACGGGAAAUGUUUGAAACGGUUUGACUACUUGUAUGUUUACUUUUAUCUAACAUAACAUGUUUCG